Molecule: messenger RNA, 882 nt
Organism: Cladophialophora yegresii CBS 114405
Lineage: Eukaryota; Fungi; Ascomycota; Eurotiomycetes; Chaetothyriales; Herpotrichiellaceae
Exons: 2
Coding region: 1-882 (293 amino acids)
Biological process (GO): maturation of SSU-rRNA from tricistronic rRNA transcript (SSU-rRNA, 5.8S rRNA, LSU-rRNA)
Cellular component (GO): nucleolus
Source: RefSeq, a predicted model, not a curated record
AUGGCCUCAACAAUGCUGGGAAAACGCAAACGCCAGACUGCGAUCGCACCUCGACGCAUGGCCCGCAUUGACGAUGAGAAGCUAGCUGUGGAACCCCUUUCAGCCUCCGAUCAUGAGAUUUUUCGCAGACAUUUCGAGUCCAUAUUCGAGCCAUUACCCGAAUCUCAGACCGCGACGAGUCCUUCCCUUUCUCUAGACGAUGUCGACGUAGUGGGCGAGCCUUCAGAUGAGGAAUCGGAAUGGGGAGGUCUCUCGGAGUCGGAACCGGGGCUGGAGCCGGACAAUGCUACGAUCGAGAUUGUUGAGCACCGAGCAAAGAUUGAUGCGGCGGCGGAUCCCGAAUUACAGAGGCAGCAGUACAAAGCAUUCAUGAGCUCAAGACCUCCAAAAGAGGUGGAGGUUGUGGCAAGGACAAAGUCUGCUCAGGAGAUCGACGAAGAAGACGCUUUGGAGGCUCUCAACCUGAAACACGAUCUGGAUCUCCAGCGAUUGCUCAAGGAAUCCCAUUUGCUCGAACAGGCAAAGGCUUCGUCCACACUGGGUAGCCAUCGGCACAAAGCGCUUGACAUGCGAAUACAGUCUCUGGGAUCGAAGGGGUCCGUGUUUCACCAGGAAAAGAUGCCAAUGGCGCACAGAAGGGGGAUCCUUGCGAAGGCGGCAGCCCGGGAGAAAAGCCGGCGAAGAGAGGCUUCAGAAAAUGGCAUCAUCCUGGAGAAGUCGGUGGCAAAGUCCAGAACAGGAGAACUUCGAAGGGAGCGGGCCGUCGAUGUCCCCGCUGUGGGCAAGUUUCGAGGAGGCACCUUGCGGCUUAGCAAGAGAGAUGUGCUCGACAUUCAAGGUCCAGGUCGCUCUGGGCCUCGCGGCAAACCACGCCGACCAUAG